Messenger RNA from Syngnathus acus (greater pipefish), 4386 nucleotides. It is a transcript of the gene radil, whose product is annotated as Ras association and DIL domains. The coding region runs from base 165 to 3560 and encodes 1131 amino acids. Gene Ontology annotation, molecular function: GTPase binding. The record is from RefSeq and is a predicted model, not a curated record. Gene Ontology annotation, cellular component: microtubule. Gene Ontology annotation, biological process: neural crest cell migration; substrate adhesion-dependent cell spreading; signal transduction. Lineage: Eukaryota; Metazoa; Chordata; Actinopteri; Syngnathiformes; Syngnathidae. The transcript is spliced from 21 exons.
AAAACAAGGCGGCCUGGCCUCGGAGGAGCCCCCAGCAUCAUGGAGCCGCGCAUUGCAGACACCCACCGGCGGAGGACCACCACGGCAACUUUCCGGAUCUAUUUCAUCCACCUGCUGUGAAGCGUCCCUCUUGUAAGCAAUCUGACAGAACCGACAGCGCAAAAAUGUUUUACGGUUCUUCCUCCGGGGCAAGCAUGUCCUUGCCCUCCAAGAGCCGACUAAAGCGCCAAAGCAAGACAUUUACGCAGGUCCUGUACCGCACUCUGAGCUACCGCGACCGCGUCCCGGCCGAAGCGGGAACCAACACCCGCGGCGACCGACGCUCGGCGACCGAGCCCCCGGAGCGACCGGAGGACGACCCAGCCGAGCUGUCCACCCAAAGCUCGGCGCCGGGCGUCUUGAAGAUCUUUGGCGACGAGAUCUGCGCCGGCGCCAACUACAAGAGCGUCUUGGCCACGCCCCGCUCCAGCGCUCAGGAGCUGGUCAAGGAGGCGCUGGAGCGCUACUCGCUCAAUAAGGACGGCGCCCACUCCUACGUCCUGUGCGACGUGAUCGGACGCCUGGAGGGGGUCGACGGCGCGUGGCGGACCGAGUGCCUGCGGGCGUUGGGCGACAACGAGAAGCCGCUGCUGCUGCAGGAGCUGUGGAAGCCUCGAGAAGGACACGCCCGACGCUUUGAGCUGCGCAGGAGAGCUGAGGUGGAUGAACUCAACGCCAAGGAGAAGGACACCAUCACGGCUGGGCCCAAAGCCCCCCACUUCCUGGUGGCUCUAAUGGGUCGCGUGCACAGGAGCUCCCCGCUGCGGUCGGCUCACUCGGGCUCUAAAGACAUCAACGCUCAGGCCCGCAAGCUGCAGAGGAACCGGGCCAAGGGGGCUCUCACCUUGCCUCGCUCCAGCAACUCGUCGCUUUGUCGCAGCCUCAGCGAGACCAGCCUCAACCAGUUGGCGGUGGGCGACGAGCCCAAGCGCUACUACUCCACCCUCCCGGGGCCCUACCGGGGCCGAGAGGCGGCGUCCGGCGGGUGGCGCAAGGAGGAUGGCGGGCAGGGUGGCGUCCGCCAUUCCCUCUACCAAUCGCCGCACCUCCUCUUGCUUCAGGGCUACAACAAACAGGACUGCCUGGUGUACCUGUUGAACCGCGAGCAGCACACGGUGGGCCAGGAGACGCCUUCGGCCCGCCCCAACAUCUGCCUGUUCUCCCCCGACGUCCUGCCGCUUCACUGUCGCCUGCGCCGCCUGCCCGCCCCGCCGCGGCGCGGCCAAGCGGACGAGCCGGACGCGGCGCAGCAGCGCGCGUCCUGCGUGGCGGUGGAGCCCGUCCUGGAUGCCACCGUGCUGGUCAACUUCUCCCGCUGCGAGCGCUCCACCACGCUGCGCCACGGCGACCUGCUCUCCUUCGGCGCGCACUACAUCUUCCUGUACAAGGACCCCACGGGCGCCAAGCCUCUCCCCGCCCAGACCCUGAGCCGCCUCCGCAGCCUGGGCCAGAUCUACGACGCCGGCCCGGAGGACGGCGCCACGUGCAACGUGUGCGGAUCGGCGCUGAAAGACAGGCCGGCCACCGUGACGGGCGUGACGGGCGUAACGGCGCGACGCGGCUUCAGGCCGCACCCCGUCAAACCUCGCGGCGGCGGCGGACAGAAGAGGAAGCUGCAGUUGGAGUUUGAGCCGGCUCACGAAGACCAGCUCCUCAACCGCAUCAUGUCGCUCAUUGAGCCCGGAGGCGACGACCAUAAGCUGACGCCGGCGUACCUUUUGUGUCUGUGCAUCCAACACUCGGCCUCCGCCUUCCCGCCCGGGAGCUUUGGCAAACUGCUCCUCAAGAUUGUCCGGCGGAUACAGACCGUGGCCUGGGAGAAGACCAAGGAGUUAGCUCAGAAGCAAGCUCAACAGCAGGACCCGGCGUCGCUAUCACUGCUCAACAUCUCAGACCUGAUCCCAGACCUGCAGACCAUCUUCUUCUGGAUGUCCAACUCCAUCGAGAUCCUUUACUUCAUUCAGCAGAGAGCGCCGGCGUACACGCACAACAUGGAGACGCUGCAAGGCUCCAAGGAGUCACUGCUGUCGGCCACUAUCUCGGCCAACGAGGAGGCCAUGAGCAUCUUGGAGGAGGUCAUCAUGUACACUUUCCAGCAGUGCGUCUACUACAUCACCAAGGCUCUGUACGUGGUGCUGCCGCCUCUUCUGGACUGCAACCCGUUCCCGGCGGACAGCUCCGAGCCGUGCUGGAAAGGAGGCGUGGGAUUCCCGGAGCCGGUCCGCAAGGUCCUCCAGGUGUUCCAGAGUGCCCAGGAGCUGCUGCAGGCUUACCAGGUCCACCCGGAGAUACAGGCGCAGAUGUUCGCCUACCUCUUCUUCUUCUCCAAUGUGUCGCUCUUCAACCAGCUGAUGGACAAAGGUCCAUCGCGUGGCUGGUUCCAGCGCUCCAAAGUGUUGCAGGUGCAAGCGUGUCUGCGGAUGCUGUCGGAAUGGGCCCGCAAGUCGUCCCUGGGACAUCUGGCGGACAAAUUCUUCACCAAACUCAACAGCGCCGUGGCCGUCCUGGCCACGCCGCCGCAGCAACUCACGCAGAUGAGCUGGCGAAUGUUGUCGAGCGAGCACCCGGCCCUGAAGCCGGUGCAGCUACACAGGAUCCUGAGCCAGUACCAGAUCACCGCAGAGACCGGACCCGUGCCUGCGUGGCAGCCCGCCAGCGAGGACGAGGCCUACGUCUACCGCACAGUGGACCUCCUGGAGAGCUUUGAGAACCACCCUCCCAUCGUGCUGCCCAGCAGCGGCUUUGGCGUGGACGUAGACGGCGAGCGCGUGGAGGACAGCGUCUACCGACAGCUGCUCUACGUACGCCACUUCCUGUGGGGCCUGCGCGCCAAGACGCACGCUAACGCCACGCACACUAACGGCAACAACAACAAUGCGGCUGAUGUUCAGAGGGAGCUGCUGCCCCUGCCCUUGACGCAGGGCAGCCCCCGUUCGGCCCCCGGCGACGGCGAGGAAGAAAACGGCCGAGGCCAAGCGCACAGUCUCCGGAGAAACGGGGCCGGCGUCCACCACCACCAUCCCCAACAGCACCCGGCCACUGCAACGGGGUACACCGAGGGAGGGGGCGGGGCCCCGCAGAUGAACGGAUGCGGAAAGAGGCCUAACGGGAUCAUAUCUAACGGCAUGGAAGGCUGUGUUACUCGUAGCUGUGAGUUCCCCUUCCCCGUGUGGUCCUCGUCCCCAGGCGCCCCUCCCCUCCCUGAUGACAUGUGUGUGGUGCUUGUAGUGGAACUGGACAAAGGACCCUAUGGACUCGGCAUGGGACUCAUUGACGGCCUGCACACGCCUCUCAACGCCCCAGGCAUCUACAUCCGCACGCUGAUCCCCGAUGGGCCGGCGGCGUCCGACGGCCGGCUGAGGAUCGGGGAUCGGAUCCUGGCCGUCAACGGGACCAGCCUGAUCGGCGCUGACUACCAGAGUGCAGUGGAUCUGAUCCGCCUGGGAGGAGGUCGCCUCCGCUUCCUGGUGGCCAAGUCAGACCCGGAAGUGUCGGAGAAGAUCAGCGCCUCGUCCUGUUGACGGACGGACGGACGGAGGGAGGAACCGAUGGACCGGGCUAGCAGCGUGUCAUUUCUGCACGACAGGAUGGCGUGCUUGUAAAUAAAGGCUGCAAACAUUCAGCAUUCAUGGCUUGCCGUUUGGCCGAGCGAGCCACAUUUGGCGCUCCUUCGCUGGUACUCCGGAUGAUGCCGAUGAUGUCAUCACUAUGGGACGCUUUGUUGGGCCCCAACAACAUUUUGUGCAUCCAGAUGAAAACUCACUCAGUGGUGCCCCCUGGGACUGAUUUUGGUGGACAGUCUCAAGGACCCCUGCUCAAAAUUGAACAGGAAGCCCGUCUAUUUUGGGUUUGGGGUUAUGGGGAAGGGUUUGGGGUCAAGGUAAGCAGUUGGGUUUGGGGUUAAGGUUAGCUUUUAGGCUCCUGCAUGGUGUCAAAGUUUUUGGGUCAUUUUGAGGAUUGGCCAUUGACUAGCGCAGUCGGUUGGCCAUUGCUUUUUGCAGUUUUAUUUCUAAUGAUGAUUGUAGUCCAAACUGACCUUUUUUUACAAGAUAAAACAUUUCUCCUUCUUUGUUGUGCUGCUGCUUUUUCCACUCUCGACCAUGUAUGGACAUGCAAAUCAAGCGGGUGGAAAAAGAGUGCAAUAAAAAGUCAACACUGAUUGAUUGGCAGUAUUUGGCAUCGUUGAGGUUUUUUGAAAUAUCUUCAUAAUAAAGUUAUCUUUUCAUAUUCCAAAAAGUGGUUCAAGUCAAUGUGGCUUUAAUUUUGUGGUACGACAUUCUUGGUAAUCACAACUGUGGGACAUUUAUAAAAACAAUCAUCUCUAGAAUGUAUCAAUAAUGCUUUUUU